AUGAAGGCAUCAACCCUCGUCGCCGCACUGGCACCUUCAGCCGCCUACGCGCAGUGGUGGAAAGGCGCCCCAGGAUGCGCUCAAUCCUGCCUCUCAACAGCCUGGUCCAGCCCAACCGCAACCGUAACCUCCGGCUGGCCCGCGCAGUCCUCCUACUGCAACGCCGACGUCGGCUCCAGCAUCGGCUCGUGCAUCAGCUCCGCCUGCUCCGCCUCCUCGUCUAGCACCGCGUACUCGUCCUACUCCUCCCUCUCUUCCUCCCUCUGCGCCGCGUAUUCCUCUUGCACCUCUGUCGGAUCUACUGGUGUGCGUACCGUGACGUAUAGUGCUGGCCCGGUCACUUGGGCUGCCCCUGGGGGCUGGGGCUCGAAGUUCGCGGGCCCGCCGGGGUUUCCUGGUGCGGCGGAUGGUGGCAAUGCGACGGCGAGUAGUGAUGCGUAUCGCCAGUACUGGAGCGAUUGGGCGUCGGCGUUUAGUGGGAGCCAUACGUGGACGGGCGGCGUCGCGACUGUGACGGGGUGUUCGUUUGACGGGUCUCCGUGGUUCGUCGGGCCUGGGUGCGGGUGGAAUGGGCUCGGUGGGUUCGAUGGGUGGGUUGGUUGGGGGUCGGGCUGGAGUUGGGGUCCGACGACUACUGAGACCGUCACGUUUACUACGACUGAUUCCGUCGGCGUGACGACUACGGGGACUGGGCUUGCGGCUGUGGCGUUGGCGGUUAGUGGGACGUUGACUACGAGUACGACGCUUGGCUCGCCGACGGCGACGAGUGGGAGUGAGAAUGCGGCGACUGCGUUGGGGAGGGGCGGGGUUGGUGCUGAGGGAUCGGUUGUUACGGGGAUGAUGGGCGUUGCGCUUGGGGUUGUGCUGCUUGUUGCUGGGAUGUUGUGA
Annulohypoxylon maeteangense is the source of this 888-nucleotide messenger RNA. RefSeq lists its product as uncharacterized. The record is from RefSeq and is a predicted model, not a curated record. NCBI's taxonomy places the organism in Eukaryota, Fungi, Ascomycota, Sordariomycetes, Xylariales, Hypoxylaceae. Bases 1 to 888 code for a protein of 295 amino acids. The transcript is spliced from 2 exons.